Messenger RNA from Neohortaea acidophila, 1926 nucleotides. RefSeq names its product amino acid permease-domain-containing protein. Gene Ontology annotation, molecular function: transmembrane transporter activity. Lineage: Eukaryota; Fungi; Ascomycota; Dothideomycetes; Mycosphaerellales; Teratosphaeriaceae. Gene Ontology annotation, cellular component: membrane. The record is from RefSeq and is a predicted model, not a curated record. Bases 187 to 1824 code for a protein of 545 amino acids. Gene Ontology annotation, biological process: transmembrane transport. The transcript has 8 exons.
UUAGUGUCAGUCUGGCCGAUAAGGGCAGGCCCUGCCGGCCGACGUACUGCAGUUGGUCCAAUGCCUUUCUCCUCCUGCUUCUAGCGCUGUCGCCUUUCUAUCUUCCAUAUCCAUCUCCCCUCCCUCCUCUCCUAGACGCGCCGUUCCCCUUCCAUUGCCCCUCACCGUUCCAGCCCCAGCUUCACAAUGGGUGUCCCAGACAAGCACGAGUCCGAUCAAUAUGUCAAAGACAUCUCCGACAUCCGGCGCGGCGACGACAGCCCCAUCCAGCUGCAGCAGGAAAUCGACGCGGAUGCCUUUGACGACCAAUGGGGCGACUCGUCGCACGACCGCCGCGACAUGCAGCGCCUGGGCAAGGCGCAGGAGUUCAAGCGCAACUUCCACCUCAUCUCCGCCCUCGGCUUCGUCUCGCUGUACAUGGCCACGUGGGAGUAUGUGCUUGUCUCGCUGUCCAUUGGCUUCUCUAACGGUGGGUAUGCUGGGCUGUUCUGGUGCUUUAUUGUGACGGUUAUCUGCUAUGGGACUAUUGUGGCCAGUCUGGCGGAGAUGGAGUCAAUGGCGCCAACCAGUGGCGGUCAAUACCAUUGGGUGAGCGAGUUCGCCCCGCCCAAGUACCAGCGAAUCCUCAGCUACGCCUCCGGCUGGAUGUCGACCCUCGGCUGGCUAGCAAGCGUAGCCAGCAGCGUCUACGUCGUCGGCACGCAAGUCGAGGCCACGAUCAACGUGUACAUGCCGGGCUUCGCCUUCACCCGGUGGCAGUUGACGCUCAUCAUGCUGGCCUUCAACGUCAUCACCAUCCUCUUCAACACUUGGGGCGCCCACGUCCUCCCGCAGAUUGAGACGGUCAGCCUCGUCAUGCACGUCGCUGUGUUCUUCGUCGUCAUCAUCCCGCUUUGGAUCUUGUGUCCGAAGAACUCGGCGCACGAGGUGUUCUUGACCUUUACUGAUAACAGCGGGUAUAACAAUAUGGGGGUGGCGUUUCUGACUUGCCAGGUGUUUGUCAUCUACUGUAAUCUCGGCUCGGAUUCUGUGGUGCACAUCUCAGAGGAGGUCGGCAAUGCCGGGCUAAUCGUCCCUAGGACCAUGUGGUGGAGCUACGUGGGUAACGUCUUCCUCGGCAUCAUCAUGCUCAUCACGAUGUUGUUCUGCAUCGGUCCCUUGGAUCCAGUCAUCAAAUCUGGCGUUCCGUAUCUCAUCCUCUUUGACAACUCCGGCUCCAAGCCCCUAUCUCUCGUCCUGAACAUCCUGCUCAUGCUCCUGAUCUUCAUUGGCAACGUCACAGCCCUCGCAACUUGUGCACGAGAGGCUUGGGCGUUUGCUCGAGACAAGGGGCUUCCCUUUUCCGGGACGAUCGGCAAGAUGAACCGCAAGUGGAACAUCCCCUUCAACUCCGUCUACGCCGUAACGCUCUUCGUCGGCAUUUUGUGCCUCGUCCAGCUCGGCUCCACCCUCGCAUUCAACAUCAUCGUCUCCCUAUCAUUACUCGGUCUCCUCAGCACCUACAUGCUCUCCAUCGGCUGCGUCUUCCUCAAACGCUUCAACGGCGAGCCCCUCCCGCCCGCGCGCUGGAGCCUCGGGCGCGCCGGCAUCUGGAUCAACGGCUUCGCCUUCCUCUACUCCGGCUUCCUCAUCGUCUUCUGCUGCUUCCCCUCCUACCUGCCCGUCAACCUCGGCUCGGCGAACUGGGCGCCGCUGGUGUGGGUGCUCGUCAUGAUCCUCUCAGUCGUCUACUACUGGGUGUACGGGCGCAAACGCUACACAGCGCCAGUUGAGUUUGUGGAGGGGAGGAAGGCGGAGGGGGUGGGGUUGCAGGAGUCUACUUAGACUUCUGUCUUUUGUGACUGAACGUAUGUGACGAUAUGAGUGUGAUGAACUUGAUAUCUUUGAACGAGCAAGGAAGGAAAACCCUCCCGAAUGAACAUUACA